Molecule: messenger RNA, 595 nt
Organism: Bursaphelenchus xylophilus (pine wood nematode)
Lineage: Eukaryota; Metazoa; Nematoda; Chromadorea; Rhabditida; Aphelenchoididae
Source: the annotation of a GenBank genome assembly
AUGUUUCCUCAUUAUCGACUGUUAUGUGCCCGCUUGCCACGGUUUAACCAUGUCAGGACAUUGAAGAGAAGUGAGCUUUAUUUUAAUUUAUAUUGAUUCGAUAUUCUAGAGAGCGUUUGGAUUCCUUUAUGGAUUUUAAUCUUUAAUUUUAGUUCAAGAAGUGACGGAAGGAAACAUGACUGUGGUUAGUCUAGUAGAUGCUCCAGAACCAUCCCGGAAGCGAUCUUUUAAUACUGACACACACAGUUGUGUGUUAUGCUCGAUUCCAAAGAAGGUAACCUUCAGCGACGUCCUGAUCCUAGAACAAUUUAUGCGAGAAGAUGGAACUGUCCUACCCAAUCAUUUGACCGGACUUUGCAGGAAACAGCAAUUGUUAGUUGAACGGUGCGUGAUGCAAGCACAUUGGAGUGGACUCUUCCCGGAUAGGACUCUCCCCGACUUUGAUCGAACUGGAUAUAAGAGAUUUAACAGGUAUUGGAAGGACGAUAUGGACAUGUACAGGCUGCAAUCCAAACUGGAGCCUGGCAGCUGGUACUUUAUCAAGCGAUAUAUCACGAAGAAAGGAGAAUUCUCGAAACCUUUGCCCAAAGAGUAG